GGGCGGGGCACUCCUGAGGCUCUACCCCCUGAGAUUGAGUUGCUUGCUCCGCCGCUGCAUCCCUGCACGUCGGGCGAUGUAUCUCCGCAGGGCUGUAUCCAAGACUCUGGCGCUGCCCCUGAGGGCGCCCCCCUGCCCUACGCCACUGGGGAAGGACGCAUCUCUUCGUCGAGUGUCAUCCAGCAAAUUCCCUGGAACAUCUGGGUCCAAUAUGAUUUAUUACCUGGUUGUAGGUGUGACAGUCAGUGCUGGUGGAUAUUAUACUUACAAGGCUGUCACAUCAAAGCAAGUCAGACAUACAGAACGUGUCACAGAUGUGAGAGAACAGACAAAACCAGGGUUACAGCCACUUGCAGGCGAAAAGGAGAAUGUGGCAGAAGCUGGGAAAGCACGUUCAGGAGUUGGAGAAAUUUCUGAAAAGGAAAUUGAAUUGGUAUAUGCUGAAGAAGUCCCAGAGUUGGCAGCUGGGCCUCCAGAAGAGUCUCCUGCCUCAGGGGCCUCCCUGAUCCCUGGCGAGGAUGCCCUAGUGGAGACGUCCAUAUUGAGGGAGGAGCCUGAGCUGAAGAUCACCGAGACUUGCCCGUGGGAGACCACUGAGGGAGUCCCUGAACCCACUACAGAGGUGGAGAACUCGGCUCUUGAAUCUACUGCAGAGGUGGAGUGCGCAGCUCCUGAACCCACUGAAGAGGUGGCCAGCGCAGGUCCUGAACCCACUACAGAGGUGGAGAGCACAGCUCCUGAAGCCACUGCAGAGGCAGAGAGCUCAGCUCAGGACCAGGCUGAUGUCAGCACCGAGGAUACCGAUGGGAAGCAGAGCUGCGAAGAGAGUGCUGAACUAGAAGAAAGCCCUCCCUUGGGCUCAGAACCCUCUGCCCAGUGUGAUUCACAGUAAGAAACCGAGGUCACAGCAGAAGCAGCCUCACCCCAAGGCUGAUCUGUAAAAUUCCAUAGUUGCUUUUGUAUUUUUAGCAGCCUUAGACCUUCUUUCUAGAAUUUAAUAUACCUUAAAGAAUUUGGCUUUUACUAAUAGAUGUUUGGGUGGGGUUUGAUAUUUUACAUGUCUUAAUAGUUUUCUACCCUCUAAGAUCAGGCUGUGUAAAGAGCUUAAACAGGAUUAACUUUGGGUUUAAAUUUUCCUUUUUAGAAAUUGAGUUAUCUGUGCAACCUGUAUCUCUUUGACUUCUGCUCUGCCUUUCUCUUUGUUAUGUGUAAGACUGGACUAUUGAGUUUGAUGUGAACUCAUUUAAAUAAAAUUAGAAUAUCUUAA
Messenger RNA from Cricetulus griseus (Chinese hamster), 1267 nucleotides. Lineage: Eukaryota; Metazoa; Chordata; Mammalia; Rodentia; Cricetidae. The record is from RefSeq and is a predicted model, not a curated record.